This is a messenger RNA of Ostrea edulis (European flat oyster), 2682 nucleotides long. RefSeq lists its product as uncharacterized. The record is from RefSeq and is a predicted model, not a curated record. Lineage: Eukaryota; Metazoa; Mollusca; Bivalvia; Ostreida; Ostreidae. The transcript is spliced from 4 exons. The coding region runs from base 38 to 1660 and encodes 540 amino acids.
GAAUAAAACGUUUAGUGAACUCAGAUAUUCAGCAACUAUGGCAGCCUCCAACCGUGAUUGGGAACGCCUGAAGAGAAUGGCUAAAGCGUCCAAUCCUUACCGUAAAACUAUGAUCUGCCAGAUCCUUGUAGCUUCUGUAGUUAUAUACUUCUGGUACAGCUUUAACGAAGGUUUUAUUCCUUGGUUUCUGAGAAGGAAAAUCCCUAUGUUGGAAGUGGGUCCAGAUAUCAGCCCCAUGAUCUUCUUUCCACAUGCCAACGAAGAUGGGAACAACAUCAUAUGGGCUCGGCACGUCAACAGUAAGAGGGCCUUAGACAUCGCCCUCAAUGGUCCAGUUGAAGCAGACAUGAUACAGGGCGAUGUUUUAUUGAAGGGACAGGACACAGACCAUCAGAGCCUCACUCCGGUUAUGGCCCGACUACCAGAAACCAACAGUGAACUGACCUUGGACAUCUGGCUAACAGAGGUCAGACAGACUGAUCACAAGGGGAUCAAAAUCUCAUUCCAGUCCAACGAUGCCGUGGAGAUAACACUGCAGAAAUUAAAGGAUUCCAAGAGAGGGCUUUUCAGGCCAGUUUGGCUGCAUGCUGACAUAUUGAAAGGACCUCAUGGCUCCAAACCAAGAAUGGACAUGAACAGGUACAUCAAGCAUGUCCAGCGAUUGUUUCCAAAAUGUACCAUGUCCUUGGGAUGGACAACCGGAACUCACACUGACCUCAGUUUGAGUGGCUACUCGUGGGACAAUGUCAUGGACAUGUAUCAGGCUAUUAAGGAUGCAGAACUAGACCAGCCUAUCGUCAUAUCUGUCCGAUCCUCACUGAUUCGAAACUCUGUCCCUCAGAUAAAAUGGUUGACAGAUAACACGAAAGCAAGUGUGUUCAUCUGGCAGGAAGAAGGGGAGAGAACUGCGCCCGAGGAUCUGAUGCACAUAGCGUACCGGUUUGCUCCGGAGAAAUCCUAUUGGGACAUUCAUGACAAAGACCUGAAAGCUUACCUCAAGAUGAACAGAAACAAAUCCAGUCCUAAGCUAAGUCCUUAUGCUAAACAGAGAGAUACUGUUCUGUUCCGCCCAGAGGCGUGGCUAAAAAUGGGUCUAUACAUAGAACAUCAUUCCAUUCUGCCUAGUGAAGAAGCUUUGGUUUUACAGAGUCGUGCUGUGUAUGUGCUGACAAAAUCUAAAUAUAAACCUUCAAAACUGCUCUCUCUCAAUGGUCGAGUCCAGUUUUUGAACAGAAAAAACCGAGAUGUAGUUCCCAAUGAGACUGGCAUGAGCAUAUACGUGCGAUCGACUGCCUACACAGAUUUUGAGAACAUUGUAGGCAUACAGUGUUUUCUAGGACUGGAUGGCCAGAUGAAGAUCAUGUCGAGUCACCUUGACCAAACGUUUCAGAAGAGCAUGCGCUUUACUCCCGGGACUUCUGCUUGCUUUAGGUUCUCUGUGGUGGAUACCGGGGUAGAGGUCAUCUUCCAGGUGAUGGUUCUUCACGAAUGUCACACGCUGGAAAGUGUCAUGCCAAUGAACGAUGUAAAGGCAGAGCUUAAACUCGAAAUCCCCAGGUCCGUCGGAAAUGAGGUCAACCCAUUUAUAGUGAAGCUAGAGGACAGCAAUCGUGCAGCUGUGUUUGAUGAGCUUCAUGUGAAACAUGGAGGCUUCUUAUAACACAAAUGAUGAACUGUAUUACCGAUGUCAUAAAGCAGGCAUUUUGAUUCAAUGUCAUUAAAGUGUUUUGGUUCAGAAAAGGGAAAAUCCAGUCAUUGUAGUGAAGUCCUCCCUUUAAAGUGCACAGCAUUUUCUAACUGGUCCCUUUUUGUCUGAUUUAAUAUUUUGAAUGUCUAAAUUAUCACAAAAAGAUCUGCUACACACACCCUAAUCAUGUUAGGGCCAUGAAAUGUAGGUCGUCUAUUUCUAAUCCUUCGAGUUUUAUGCAUCGUGUGUGUUGGGUGGUCUUAUUAAUAUUCCAUUUUUUCUGAUAUGUAUUGUGAAUGAUCAGGACAUUUUGUGAGUAUGACUUCUGGAGGAGCGCUGUGUUGUAUCUGUACACCAUGUGAUGUAGUGAGUGAGUCACUACGACAUAUGAUGUGUUGGGUUCAUUAUCAUUUGUCAUGUCACUUUGGUAAAUAUGCCCAGUAGCAAGAAGAUGAUAAAUAUGACAUUCCAGAACAAUUGUUCUUCCAUUCUAAGAAAUGUUCACUAACCAAUUAGUUCCUUUUCACAGGGCUUUCAGUUUCAUUUUCUACAAUAAUCAGAUUACUUAUGUUUUCUUUCAUUGUAUAACUUGAGGUGAUAUAUUUUCCCAUGGUUAAGCUACAUGCAAUACUGAAGCUUUUAUAUAUGUAUUUACUUGUAUUUACAUUUUAUGUAGACGUGUUCUUUUUUAAAAUCAGUAAAGCAGAAAAUGUUUAUGUUUUAUUGAAUUUGUUUGAUAUAUGAUGUAGAUGAGCAUAAUGUGAAACUCUAAUCUGAUCUUUCAGAUUUUCAUCCGUUGGUUGUGAAGAUUAAUCAGGUUGUUUUCUGUAAAGCAUUCCAUUUGUCUAUAACUUGAUGAGAAUGAAUCCAUAGUUGCUUUGAUAUAUGAUAUAUGAUAAAAGUAUUUCUUGAUGUAUUUUUAUAGAGUGUAUGUUAUCUGUUGAUCUCAUUUCUAAGUGGAACAUAUGUAAUGUAAAUACAGGAUUAUAUUGAUA